AUGGUGAUUGUUACCAGAGGUGAUUACAUAUGGAUCGAGCCGGUUUCCGGACGCGAGUUCGAUGUCGCCAUCGGGGCUCGCGUGCUCGCCGCGGAGGGACGACGCAUUCGCGUUCGCGACGACGACGGCCACGAGCAAUGGCUGCCGCCGGAGAGACGCAUCAAAGCAAUGCACGCCACCUCCGUGCAUGGCGUCGAGGACAUGAUCUCCUUGGGCGACCUCCACGAAGCCGGUAUAUUAAGGAACCUGCUCAUCCGAUACAAUGACAACCUCAUUUAUACAUAUACGGGUUCAAUAUUGGUGGCAGUGAAUCCCUACCAAAUAUUACCAAUUUAUACAGCAGACCAAAUCAAGUUAUACAAGGAGAGAAAGAUCGGAGAACUACCACCGCAUAUCUUUGCUAUUGGUGACAAUGCGUAUGCACACAUGCGUCGCUAUAGUCAGGAUCAAUGCAUUGUUAUCAGUGGAGAAUCAGGCGCAGGAAAGACUGAAUCAACAAAGUUAAUUUUGCAAUACCUCGCCGCUAUAAGUGGUAAACAUUCUUGGAUAGAACAACAGAUUUUAGAGGCAAAUCCCAUCUUAGAAGCAUUUGGUAACGCAAAAACUGUACGAAAUGAUAAUUCGUCGCGAUUUGGUAAAUAUAUCGAUAUUCAUUUCAACAACAACGGUGUAAUUGAAGGAGCAAAAAUAGAACAAUAUUUGUUAGAAAAAUCUAGGAUAGUAUCUCAAGGCAAAGAUGAAAGAAACUAUCAUGUAUUUUAUUGCCUAUUGGCGGGACUGUCGAGAGAUGAAAAGAAGAAAUUAGAAUUAACCGAACCGUCAGAAUAUCGAUAUUUAUCUGGGGGCGGAAGUUUUACAUGUGAAGGCAGAGAUGACGCUGCUGAAUUUGCAGAUAUUCGGUCUGCAAUGAAAGUACUAUUAUUUACAGAAGCAGAAAUAUGGGAAAUAUUAAAAUUACUUGCAGCGGUACUUCACUGUGGAAAUAUAAAAUACGAAGCAACUGUUGUUGAUAAUUUAGAUGCAACAGAAAUAAUAGAACAAGCGAAUGUUAAAAGAGUUGCUAAUUUGUUGGGCGUACCAACGCAAACUCUUAUCGAUGCUCUGACUAGAAAAACAUUAUUUGCUCACGGAGAAACUGUUGUAUCUACAUUAAGCAGAGAUCAAUCUGUAGAUAUUAGAGAUGCCUUUGUUAAAGGUAUUUACGGACGGUUAUUCGUGACUAUUGUUAGGAAAAUAAAUGCUGCAAUUUAUAAGCCGAAAUCUACAACUCGAACGGCUAUUGGUGUCCUCGAUAUAUUUGGUUUUGAAAACUUUGAUCAUAAUAGCUUCGAACAGUUCUGUAUUAAUUUUGCAAAUGAGAAUCUACAACAGUUUUUCGUUAGGCAUAUAUUUAAAUUAGAGCAGGAGGAAUACAAUCAUGAAGGUAUUAACUGGCAACACAUAGAAUUCGUCGAUAAUCAAGAUGCUUUAGAUUUAAUUGCUUUGAAACAGUUAAAUAUUAUGGCGUUAAUAGACGAAGAAUCGAAAUUCCCAAAAGGUACUGAUCAAACUAUGCUAGCCAAGCUACAUAAAACUCAUGGCUUACAUAGGAACUACCUCAAACCUAAGUCAGAUAUUAACACAAGCUUCGGAUUGAAUCAUUUCGCUGGAAUUGUAUUUUAUGACACGCGAGGCUUUCUAGAGAAAAAUCGCGACACGUUUAGUGCUGAUUUAUUACAGUUAAUUCACAUUUCAACAAACAAAUUCCUACAACAAAUAUUUCAAGAAGACAUAAUUAUGGGAUCAGAAACACGAAAAAGAACUCCGACAUUAUCUACUCAGUUCAAAAAAUCAUUAGAUUUGCUUAUGAGGACUUUAGGAACUUGUCAACCCUUCUUCAUCCGAUGUAUCAAACCCAAUGAGUUUAAGAAGCCUAUGAUGUUCGAUCGUGGGUUAUGUUGUAGGCAACUCAGAUAUUCUGGAAUGAUGGAAACGAUUAGGAUUAGACGGGCUGGAUAUCCAAUUAGACAUAGUUUUAAGGAAUUUGUCGAAAGAUACAGAUUUCUGAUAUCAGGUGUACCGCCAGCACAUAAAACCGAUUGUCGGGCUGCGACUGCGAAGAUAUGCGCAACUGUGCUUGGUAAAUCUGAUUACCAGCUAGGUCACACCAAAGUAUUUUUGAAAGAUGCUCAUGAUUUAUUCCUUGAACAAGAAAGAGAUAGAGUGCUCACUCGAAAAAUACUCAUAUUGCAAAGAUCUAUUCGUGGAUGGGUGUAUAGAAGACGGUUUUUGAAAAUGAGGGCAGCUGCGAUUUUGAUACAGCGGCACUGGAGAGGAAAGUUGCAGAGAAUCCGUUACAACAAGAUGAAGGUUGGGUACGCAAGAUUGCAAGCAUUGAUACGCGCCAGAGUUUUGGCUCACCGCUUUAGACAUUUGCGCGGGCAUAUAGUUUCAUUGCAAGCGGCUGCACGUGGUUAUCUAGUACGUCGUUCAUACGGUCACAAGAUGUGGGCCAUAGUGAAGAUACAAACUCAUGUAAGAAGAUUAAUAGCAAUGCGACGUUAUCGACGACUAAAACAAGAAAUGAAAGCGCAUAACGAAGCGUUGCGCCUGCGCAGACAGGAGGAGCAGCGGCUGCAGCACCAGGGCAAUACUCGCGCUAAGGAGAUCGCGGAACAAAAUUAUAGGGAACGCAUGUACGAACUGGAAAGACGCGAAGCUGAAUUAGUUCUAGAAGAAAAGCGGCAGCUAGAGGCUAAAAGAACAUUAUUGCAAGAAGCAGCUCGUAAACAAGACGAACCGGUGGAUGAUAGUAAAUUAGUGGAAGCUAUGUUUGAUUUCCUUCCCGACUCUAGUAGCGAGGCUCCGGCUCCCAAAGACACAUCUGUAUUUAGUGAUUUACCACAACAAAGAGCUGAUCAACAAGAGAUGGUGACACCAAUGCAAACGACCUCAGAGGAUGAAGAAGAUUUGUCUGAGUUCAAGUUCCAAAAGUUUGCAGCAACAUAUUUCCAAGGAAAUGUCACGCAUCAAUAUUCGAGAAAACCCUUAAAACAUCCGUUAUUACCAUUACAUACACAAGGAGAUCAAUUGGCCGCUCAAGCAUUAUGGAUAACAAUUUUACGUUUUACUGGAGACUUAGCCGAGCCCAGAUACCACACAAUGGACAGAGAUAAUACGUCAGUAAUGUCUAAAGUUACUGCAACACUUGGCCGAAAUUUUAUAAGAUCUAAAGAAUUCCAAGAAGCGCAAAUGAUGGGAGUUGACCCUGAUGCGUAUAUGAAUAAACAAAAACCAAGAUCUAUAAGGCAUAAGUUGGUUUCAUUAACGUUAAAGAGGAAAAAUAAACUCGGGGAAGAUGUCAGAAGAAAACUACAGGAUGAAGAAUAUACAGCAGACAGUUAUCAGUCGUGGUUAGAGUCACGGCCUACAUCAAAUUUAGAGAAGCUUCAUUUUAUUAUAGGCCACGGUAUCCUCAGGGCAGAACUGAGGGAUGAAAUAUACUGCCAAAUAUGUAAACAAUUAACAAACAAUCCAUCUAAAUCGUCUCAUGCUCGUGGAUGGAUUUUACUUUCAUUGUGUGUUGGUUGUUUUGCUCCCAGUGAGAAAUUUGUGAAUUACCUUAGAGCCUUCAUUAGAGAAGGUCCUCCUGGUUAUGCACCUUACUGCGAGGAUAGACUUAAGAGAACCUUUAAUAAUGGUACAAGAAAUCAGCCACCAUCGUGGUUAGAGCUUCAAGCAACAAAGUCUAAAAAACCUAUAAUGUUACCAAUCACUUUUAUGGAUGGUAAUACAAAAACUUUAUUAGCUGACUCAGCGACAACUGCAAGAGAACUUUGUAAUCAAUUGUCGGAUAAAAUUGGACUUCGAGAUCAAUUUGGAUUUUCAUUAUAUAUUGCACUGUUUGAUAAAGUAAGUUCACUAGGUAGUGGUGGUGAUCAUGUUAUGGAUGCUAUAUCGCAGUGCGAACAAUACGCCAAAGAACAGGGUGCACAAGAACGAAAUGCUCCGUGGCGGUUAUUCUUCAGAAAAGAAAUAUUUGCUCCAUGGCACGAUCCCACAGAAGAUCAAGUAGCAACAAAUUUAAUUUAUCAACAAGUCGUUAGAGGAGUAAAGUUCGGAGAAUACAGGUGCGAUAAAGAAGAAGAUUUAGCUAUGAUAGCCGCUCAACAGUAUUAUAUUGAAUACGGUCAAGAUAUGAAUGCAGAACGACUUUAUACUUUGCUACCGAAUUACAUUCCAGACUAUUGUUUAACUGGUGUAGAAAAAGCUGUUGAUCGUUGGGGUGCUCUGGUAGUUCAAGCAUACAAAAAGAGUUACUAUGUUAAAGAAAAAAUUCCUACUUAUAGAGUAAAAGAAGACGUAGUAAGUUACGCGAAGUUCAAAUGGCCUCUAUUGUUCUCUAGAUUUUACGAAGCAUAUAGAAAUUCUGGGCCUAACUUGCCUAAGAAUGAUGUAAUAAUAGCAGUAAACUGGACCGGUGUAUACGUCGUUGACGAUCAAGAACAAGUUCUACUUGAACUUUCGUUCCCUGAGAUAACAACGGUUUCAAGUCAAAAAACUAACAAGGUAUUCACACAAACAUUUAGUUUAUCCACAGUUCGCGGUGAAGAAUUCACCUUCCAAAGUCCUAAUGCUGAGGAUAUUCGUGAUUUAGUUGUUUAUUUCUUAGAAGGCUUAAAGAAAAGAUCUAAAUAUGUUAUUGCAUUACAAGAUUACAAAGCACCCGGAGAAGGUUCUAGUUUUUUGACUUUCCAAAAGGGUGAUUUGAUAAUUUUAGAAGAAGAUAGUACAGGAGAGUCAGUUCUGAAUAACGGAUGGUGUAUCGGUCGAUGUGAAAGAUCCAUGGAAAGAGGUGAUUUUCCUUCGGAAACUGUUUAUGUUUUACCCGCUCUAACCAAACCGCCCCCCGAUAUAUUAGCUUUAUUCUGUCAAGAAGGUGCCCAACAUGGAAGACGACCCCCUACUAGCACAUUUAAUGGUACAGAAUCUAGAGAUAAACCUCAUAAUUUGCUAGAAUAUGCUCUAGAUCACUUUAGAUUACCACCAAAACGAACAACGUCUAAAGGACUAACACUAUCGACUGCAAAAAGAGGCGCCGAAGAAUUGUGGAGACAUUCAAGAGAGCCAAUAAAACAACCUUUGCUAAAGAAAUUGCAAGCCAAAGAGGAAUUAGCCGAAGAAGCUUGUUUUGCCUUUACAGCUAUACUCAAGUACAUGGGCGAUCUCCCUUCAAAACGACCCCGUAUUGGAAAUGAAUAUACUGAUCACAUUUUUGACGGUCCGCUUAAGCAUGAAAUUUUGAGAGAUGAAAUAUAUUGUCAAAUAAUGAAACAACUGACAGACAACAGAAACAGAAUGUCGGAAGAAAGAGGCUGGGAAUUAAUGUGGUUGGCCACUGGGUUGUUUGCUUGUAGUCAAGGUCUACUUAGAGAACUAACGUUAUUCCUUAGAACUAGAAGAUAUCCAAUUGCCCAAGAUUCUUUACAAAGACUUCAAAAGACAUUACGCAAUGGGCAAAGAAAAUAUCCCCCUCACCAAGUUGAAGUAGAAGCAAUACAACACAAAACAACCCAAAUAUUUCACAAAGUCUAUUUCCCAGAUGACACAGAUGAAGCGUUUGAGGUAGAUUCGUCUACGAGAGCAAAAGACUUCUGUCAAAAUAUAGCACAGAGGCUGAAUCUCAGAUCUAGUGAAGGCUUUAGUUUAUUUGUUAAAAUAGCUGAUAAAGUGAUAUCUGUACCAGAAGGCGACUUUUUCUUCGACUUUGUUCGUCAUCUUACCGACUGGAUUAAAAAAGCCAGACCGACGAGGGACGGCAUUACACCACAAUUUACGUAUCAGGUGUUCUUCAUGAAGAAGCUAUGGACGAACACAGUGCCGGGCAAAGAUCGCGCCGCAGACGUGAUCUUCCACUUCCACCAGGAGUUGCCUAAACUUUUACGUGGCUACCACCGCUGCGGGCGAGACGAAGCCGCGCGCCUCGCUGCGCUCGCCUAUCGCGCGCGCUUUGGCGAAAACAAGCAAGAGUUGCAGGCGAUCCCACAAAUGCUCCGUGAGUUAAUCCCUGCCGAUCUGGUCAAGCUCCAGAGCUCAGCUGACUGGAAGCGAGCUAUUGUCGCUUCCUACAACCAGGAUGCAGGCAUGACUCCUGAAGACGCGAAGAUCACCUUCCUAAAGGUCAUAUACCGGUGGCCAACGUUCGGCUCGGCAUUUUUCGAGGUGAAGCAAACUACGGAACCCAACUACCCGGAAUUGCUGCUCAUUGCCAUCAAUAAACACGGUGUUAGCUUAAUACACCCACAAUCAAAGGAUAUUCUGGUCACGCAUCCGUUCACGAGAAUUUCAAAUUGGUCAUCUGGCAACACAUACUUUCACAUGACCAUAGGCAACCUCGUACGUGGUUCAAAACUCCUGUGCGAGACUUCGCUUGGAUACAAAAUGGACGAUUUACUCACUUCAUACAUUUCUCUUAUGCUCACUAACAUGAAUAAACAACGGUCCAUGCGAGUGAAAUAAAUUAUUUAGGAUAUGCAUACAGGUACAGAUUGAAAAUACGUAUGAAAUGGAUUGUUUUAACGCGUAGUUAGUUCCCUCGCUUCUUGGUGGAUUAUUUAAUAUCUGUGGAUGCUUGAAUCAAUCGAAUAGAGUUUAAAAUCGAAUACGUUGUUGAGUGUGUUAAAAAUUAAAAUUAAUAAUAUAUAGA
Melitaea cinxia (Glanville fritillary) is the source of this 6685-nucleotide messenger RNA. RefSeq names its product myosin-VIIa (gene ck). The transcript is spliced from 13 exons. The coding region runs from base 1 to 6498 and encodes 2165 amino acids. Gene Ontology annotation, cellular component: cytoskeleton; myosin complex. The record is from RefSeq and is a predicted model, not a curated record. Lineage: Eukaryota; Metazoa; Arthropoda; Insecta; Lepidoptera; Nymphalidae. Gene Ontology annotation, molecular function: ATP binding; protein binding; cytoskeletal motor activity.